Messenger RNA from Saccharomyces kudriavzevii IFO 1802, 1152 nucleotides. It is a transcript of the gene LPX1, whose product is annotated as triglyceride lipase. The coding region runs from base 1 to 1152 and encodes 383 amino acids. Lineage: Eukaryota; Fungi; Ascomycota; Saccharomycetes; Saccharomycetales; Saccharomycetaceae. The transcript has a single exon. The record is from RefSeq and is a predicted model, not a curated record.
AUGGAAACCGACACUUUCACCAGAGAAACGAAAACUUGUAGUGCAAGCUGGCCGCGCGCGCCGCAGUCGACACUGUGCGCCACCGACCGCCUUGAGCUGGUGUACGACUUGUACACCAGCGUCAAACGGCAUCACCGUCCUCGAGCCACCAACAUCAACCUCGUGUUCUUGCACGGGAGCGGCAUGAGCAGGGUCGUGUGGGAGUACUAUUUGCCGCGGCUGGUAGCCGCGGACCCGGGGGGCAACUAUGCCCUACACAAAAUCGUGCUGAUUGACCAGGUCAACCACGGCGAUUCCGCAGUGCGCAACCGCGGCUAUCUCGGUACCGACUUCAAUUGGAUCGAUGGGGCCCGCGACGUGCUCAAGAUAGCCUCUCUCGAGCUGGGCGGGAACGGCAACGAACCAGCACUGAACGUGGCAGUCGGCCACUCAAUGGGCGGAUUCCAGGCCCUCGCAUGUGACGUGCUGCAGCCUUAUCUCUUCCAUCUGCUGAUCCUAAUCGAGCCCGUGGUCAUCACACGGCAAGCCACCUCCGGCGGCAGACCGGGAGCGCCUCCCGUGUCCCCGCAGAUCCCGGAAAACCUCUACAACUCGCUCCUUUCAAAGACAUGUGACCGUUUCGCUGACGAGUCCCAAUACGUAAAAUACAUGAAGAACGACUCCUUUUUCACGAACGCGCACGCCCAAAUCCUGCAGGACAUCAUCGAUUUCGAAAGGACGAAGGCGCCCGGCGACGACAAGUCUGUUCGCACGAAGAUGGAGCAGACGCAGAAUCUUCUUUGCUACAUGAACAUUCAGUCUUUUGCGUCCUUCUUGAUAAGCAACGUCAAAUUCGUAGCCAAACGCACCAUCCACAUCGUGGGCGCUCGCUCUAACUGGUGUCCGCCGGAAAACCAGCUGUUUUUGCAGAAGACGUUGCAGAACUACCAUCUCGACGUCAUUCCGGGCGGGUCUCACCUGGUCAACGUCGAGGCUCCGGACCUUAUUAUCGGAAAAAUCAACCACCAUAUCCGCGAGUUUGUUCUGACGUCGCCGCUGCAGUCCUCACGCGGGCCUCACUUGUCGCUUGACGAAAGGACCGCUAAAUUCAACCAGGCCUUUGAGUCUUUCAAGAACAGCACGCUAAUCAAAACCAGCAAACCAAAACUGUAG